Molecule: messenger RNA, 2727 nt
Organism: Vidua macroura (Pin-tailed whydah)
Lineage: Eukaryota; Metazoa; Chordata; Aves; Passeriformes; Viduidae
Gene: CGAS
Product: cyclic GMP-AMP synthase
Exons: 5
Coding region: 99-1550 (483 amino acids)
Biological process (GO): positive regulation of type I interferon production; cellular response to exogenous dsRNA; positive regulation of defense response to virus by host
Cellular component (GO): nucleus; site of double-strand break; cytosol
Molecular function (GO): 2',3'-cyclic GMP-AMP synthase activity; double-stranded DNA binding; chromatin binding
Source: RefSeq, a predicted model, not a curated record
UGCCUGGAAGAGGAACUCGCCCGAAGCCAGAGGCGGGAACUCCGUUGCCCGUGAGGCCGCGCUCGCUGUCUUGUGAGUGCAGAGAGGGAGCGGCGCCCAUGGACACCGCGGGUGGCAGAGGGGCGCGGGCCAGGCGGGGGACACGUACCACUGCUCCGCGGGGCCGGGGCACGGAGAAGGGCGCAGCCCGAAGCCCCUCACGGGGCCGCGUCGCGGAUGAAGGCUCGAGCGCCGUCGCGACCCUCCGGGCACCGCGGACGGACGGAGCCCCCGCUCGGGGCGGCCGCCCGGCGCGGCGAGCCUCCGCCGCCCCGGAGCUGCCAGCGGGCAGCGUAGAGGCGCUCUCCGCCCCGCGGAGCAGGGCGCCGACCGCCAGAGCCCCCGCGGCCCCGCAGAGCGUCGCGGCGGUGCCCGACGGGGUCCCUGCCUCCAGCCGUCGCCCCCCGCCGGCGUCGGACGCCUUGCGGCUCCGGGAGGUGCUGUCGAGGCUCAGCCUGCCCCGCGAAGACGUGUCCAAGGCUUCGACGCUGGUGAACAGGGCGGUCUCGCACCUGGUCCAGGCCAUCCGCGGCAAGGACAGCUUCUUCAGCUCUAUCGAGCCGCUUAACGCCGGCAGCUACUACGAGCAUGUCAAGAUAUCUGAACCAAAUGAGUUUGACAUCAUGCUUGUAAUGCCUGUUACAAGGAUUCAGCUGGAUGAGUCUGAUGACACUGGUGCCUACUAUUAUGUAUCAUUCAAAAGAAGUCCCAAAGAAAAGGAUUGGUUGAAGUUUUUAGAGGAAGAUGGAAAAUUAUCAGCCAUUAAAAUGCUUCAAGCACUAAGAGAAAUUAUUAAACAGGAAGUAAAGAACAUUAAAGAUAUGGAAGUCACUGUGGCAAGGAAAAAGGCUGGAAGCCCUGCAAUAACUCUUCAGAUCAAAAAUCCUCCAUCAGAAAUAUCACUGGACAUCAUCUUGACUUUGAAGGCUCAGCAGAACUGGCCCCCCAGCACACAGGGUGGCCUCAAAAUUGAACAGUGGCUGGGAACAAAAAAGAGGCAGAACUUCAGAUUUAAACCACUUUAUUUAGUAGCCAAGCAAAACAAAAGAGAAAAAGUUCUAAGAGGGAACACCUGGCGACUCUCCUUCUCGCACAUCGAAAAGGACAUGAUAAAGAACCACGGCAACUCAAGGACAUGCUGUGAAUCCAAUGGACUCAAGUGCUGUAGGAAGGGUUGUCUUAAGCUGCUGAAGUUUCUUCUAGAGCAACUUAAAAUGAAACAUCCAAAAGAAUUGGAAAAAUUCUGUUCCUAUCAUGUCAAAACUGCUUUUCUCCAUUCCUGUGUCACGUGGCCAAAUGACACAGACUGGCAUUUGGGAAACCUGGAUCAUGCCUUUCAGCAGUGUCUGGGACUUUUUAUGGAUUGUCUGCAAAAGUCUCAGCUGACUCACUUCUUUAUUCCCCAAUACAACUUGCUCAGCCUAGAAGAUAAGGCAAGACAUCAUUUCCUUUCAAGAAAACUAAGCCAUGAAUUAAACAACGGAUUCCCAGUAUUUCAUGAGAAUCAUUAAGAACAGUGUUCACAAUAGAUAUCUAAUCAUGUUGACUUGCAUAUUUGAAAGAAAAAACUCUGCACCAUAAACGACACUUCAGUAGUCUGUACUACAAAACCCAAAUCAAAAUAAAAUCAAGACCACUAAGAGAAAAAUGUGUAUUUCAGUCACACUGCUUAGCCAUAACCCUUAAAAUAAAUGUUUUAAGUAAUAUUUACCUUGUCUAUCCAAAUGUGGAUGUGACCUGCAAAGUAUCCUCAAGGUAUACUAAGAACAUAUAGAAGAAUUUGCAAUAGUUCAUUCCCCACAUGUAAUUUCUAUGCUUCCAAAUACAAAGGCAUCAAUGACUGCAUAAAGGGAAAACUGAUAAUUUUAUUUAAAAUUAAGAUCCACUGCAGAAUAUCCAAAAUACACUCCUACUUUCAAAGAAAAAAAAAAAAAAAGUCACUGGAGUUACUUUGACAUUAGCCAGAACUUCUCCAGAUUACCUGCGUGGAUAUGAAGAUCUUUUGCAGAAGACAAUCGCCAGCAACAGUUGGCAGAAAGGGAAUAUUUUAUCUGAGUAAUAUAAAGUUCCUGAACUUCUCCUUUCCGAGUCUUCAGAAUUACUUUAGAAAUCAGUCUUUUCAUUGGGCUUUGGAUGGGAAAAAAUCGUUACCUAAUUUGCUGCAACAGAGUAAAUGGUUUUCUGCCAAUGAGCAUUUAUUUGAUUUAUUUUAUUUAUAUGAUGAAUCAUGUAGAAAGAAAUGCAUCUUUCAACCUGUAUCAAAGAGGAAGACUCUUGAUAUAAAAGGUUUUCAAAACCAAAAUGCAGCAUGAACUGGACACUGCUGAAAUUGAAAUUCUUAUCCAUUUUUCUCAUAUUGAAGAAAUCUAUGUUAGGAAAAAAAUAAUUAUAAUAUUUCCUAUUUCAGGUGAGAAGUACACAGCAUUUGAGAACUGCUGUGCUGCAAAUAAAUACAUCUUUUGCUUCUACUUAUAGAAGCCAUAGGAAGUCCAUCUAUUUAGCCUACUAUUUUUAGCCUUCUUAGGAAGGCAAAAUAACCUACUGGCUUGAAUAAUGCCCAGAUUUACCUCAAUUAUGAGAAAAUUAAGAGGGAAGAAUAUUUAGAGAGUAAUUUUACUAAAAAAAAUUAUAAUUUUACUUAAUUUUGUUUAUUAGUUUUUAUUUAAUCAUAUGACACAUAAAUAACCA